Molecule: messenger RNA, 1149 nt
Organism: Carcharodon carcharias (great white shark)
Lineage: Eukaryota; Metazoa; Chordata; Chondrichthyes; Lamniformes; Lamnidae
Product: procathepsin L-like
Exons: 7
Coding region: 1-1149 (382 amino acids)
Biological process (GO): immune response
Cellular component (GO): lysosome
Molecular function (GO): cysteine-type endopeptidase activity
Source: RefSeq, a predicted model, not a curated record
AUGGUAUUUUUCCUCGUUGUAACGUACAUCCUGACUGUUAUCUCCAUGGCCUCAACAAACCCAAUCAUUGACGAGGAAUGGGAAAGCUGGAAGCAGGAGUAUGGGAAGAGCUACCCUAGUCUGGAGGAAGAUCAGGCCAGGAAGGAAAUUUGGCUGGACAACCUGGAGAAGAUUGAAGCUCACAAUGCUCUGUAUCGCCAUGGAAAUUCUAUGUAUGAAAUGGCCAUGAAUCGCUUUGGAGACUUGACGCCAAUGGAGUUUGAGCAUUUGUUCACUGAUGCAAGGAUUUCUGAAAUGGCAAAUUAUACAAAUGUUGCGUUGUCAGAUUUUGGAGGAACUGGAAGAAAUCACCAGAUUUUGGAGGAACUGGAUGAGAUGGAGGAUGUUGCUCAGUUUCCCAAAGAUGUGGACUGGCGUCGAAUGGGCUAUGUUAGUAAUGUAAAGAACCAGGGUUACUGUUUAUCCUGCUAUGCGUUUACUGCAGUUGGAGCUCUGGAAGGUCAGUUGGCCAGGAAAACCAACCAACUCGUGGACCUGAGUGUACAAAACAUCAUUGACUGUUCUGAUGGAUAUAAGAAUUAUGGGUGCAAUGGAGGCUUGCCAUACCGUGCCUUUGAAUACGUGCGAGACCAUGGUAUUCAAUCUGAUCAGUCAUACCCGUACCAAGCAAAGAGGAAUAAUGAGUGCUUAUUUAAUAGCUCGAAGAGUGUCACCAAAGUUAAAGGAUUCAGAAGGAUUAAGAGCUAUACUGAGAAAGAAUUAGCUGAAUUAGUGGCAAAUGUUGGACCAAUUUCAGUACUUAUUCGUUCAUCACAUGAUUCCUUCAAAUUUUACAGAUCAGGUAUCUUUGAGAAUGUUGACUGCAACAGUAAGAAAAUUGAUCAUUCAGUGCUCGUGGUGGGGUAUGUGGAUGAACAUCCAAAAGGCUAUUGGAUCAUUAAAAACAGAAAUGAGGUGACAAUUCUUGGAACAUACCACACAAUCCAGAAACCAGUCAGAGACUGCCAAUCAAGUGGCUCGGAAGAGUUAAGCACGACAGCAGUUGCCAUGCAGCCAAAGUAUAAAAUCAGGCUGAAAACCCUUAUCGUGGUGGUGUCAUCGGGAUUAAAACAAUCAAUAGAAUUCAUGCUGGAAGUGGAUCAGUCUUAG